Messenger RNA from Neopelma chrysocephalum (saffron-crested tyrant-manakin), 661 nucleotides. Its product is annotated as geranylgeranyl transferase type-1 subunit beta-like. The transcript is spliced from 5 exons. Lineage: Eukaryota; Metazoa; Chordata; Aves; Passeriformes; Pipridae. Gene Ontology annotation, molecular function: CAAX-protein geranylgeranyltransferase activity. The annotation marks the transcript as partial. Gene Ontology annotation, biological process: protein geranylgeranylation. The record is from RefSeq and is a predicted model, not a curated record. Gene Ontology annotation, cellular component: CAAX-protein geranylgeranyltransferase complex.
AUGUGGGGUUUUUUCUUUCUUUUUUCCCCCCUUAAGGGUCCUGGUAUGUUUCAUCCCUAUGAUAGUGGGCACGUAGCAAUGACUUACACAGGUCUCUCAUGUCUGGUUAUUCUUGGAGAUGAUUUAAGUCGAGUAAAUAAAGACGCCUUACUGGCAGGACUGAGAGCUCUCCAGCUGGAGGAUGGAAGUUUCUGUGCUGUGCUGGAAGGUAGCGAGAAUGAUAUGAGGUUUGUGUACUGUGCUUCCUGCAUCUGCUACAUGCUUGAUAACUGGUCAGGCAUGGAUACAAAAAAAGCAGUAGACUACAUUAGAAGAAGCAUGUCUUAUGAUAAUGGCCUGGCACAAGGAGCUGGACUGGAAUCUCAUGGUGGCUCUACAUUUUGUGGCAUUGCAUCACUGUGUUUGAUGGGUAAACUGGAGGAAGUUUUUUCAGAAAAAGAACUGAACAGGAUAAGAAGAUGGUGUAUAAUGAGACAGCAAAAUGGCUACCAUGGACGACCCAACAAACCUGUAGACACCUGCUAUUCCUUUUGGGUGGGAGCAACUUUGAAGCUCUUGAACAUAUUCCAAUAUACGAAUUUUGAGAGAAACCGGAAUUACAUUCUGUCAACUCAAGAUCAUCUUGUUGGUGGAUUUGCCAAGUGGCCAGAUAGCCAUCCAG